CGACUCUCUCCUCCCCGCCCCUCUCAGAGCGUCUUGCCCAGGCUGUUGGUUCGCUCCGCCGUGUCUGGGGCUCAGUGAGAAGCGUGAGAGGCUGUUAUUUAGGUCUGUUACAGCAGUCAGGGGAGCCGCUCACCCAGGAGAGACGGUCAAAAAAAAAAAAAAAGCCCAGAGAGCCCGAGUCACGCUCAGCUUAGCCCCGGCCAGGCAGGAACCAGAUCUGCAUUCCAGCCGAGACGGAAAGAGAGAGGGAGGGGGGGUGAGAAAACUCUGCAUCUGCAGGAAAAGCACAGCGCAGAGUGACAGCGAGAAAAAAGACAAGUCAGUGAAGAGAGGGAAGGAAGGAUAGCUGUUGCUUGCCGUGUUGUUGUCGCUGCCUCGGAGAGUGACGUGAGCAGUGGCACCGGGACGGUACGCAGGCAGGACUGAGAACUCGUUCAGAUUGAUGCUAAGGGUGGGAGGGGGUACCAUGUUUGACUGUAUGGAAGCUCUGGGCAUGGGCCCCCGUCAGCUCUAUGAUGUCACCAGCCGUGGUGCGUGCAUGCUGCGGAAGGCGAGCCCCUUCUUUCCCGGGUUGGACCCCUUCGCCUGGACGGGCAGUGCCAGUGUUCAGUCGGUGGAGACCCAGAGCACCAGCUCAGAGGAGAUGGUACCCAGUUCUCCGUCUCCCCCUCCUCCACCUCGUGUCUACAAGCCUUGCUUUGUGUGCCAGGACAAGUCCUCAGGGUAUCACUAUGGGGUCAGCUCCUGUGAGGGCUGCAAGGGCUUCUUCCGCCGCAGUAUCCAGAAGAACAUGGUGUACACCUGCCACCGAGACAAGAACUGCCAGAUUAACAAGGUCACACGCAACCGCUGCCAGUACUGCAGGCUGCAGAAAUGCUUUGAGGUUGGCAUGUCCAAAGAAGCGGUGCGUAAUGACAGAAACAAGAAGAAGAAGGAUGUGAAGGAGGAGGUGGUGCUUCCUGAGAGCUAUGAGCUUAGUGGAGAGCUUGAAGAGUUGGUUAAUAAAGUGAGCAAAGCUCACCAAGAAACCUUUCCGUCACUUUGCCAGCUGGGAAAAUACACCACCAACUCCAGCUCAGACCACCGUGUUCAGCUGGAUUUGGGACUUUGGGACAAGUUCAGCGAGCUCUCCACCAAAUGCAUCAUCAAGAUCGUAGAAUUUGCCAAGCGGCUGCCAGGUUUCACCACCCUGACCAUUGCUGACCAAAUCACUCUGCUGAAGUCAGCCUGCCUGGACAUCCUGAUGCUGAGAAUCUGCACACGCUACACUCCAGAACAGGACACUAUGACCUUCUCAGACGGCCUGACUUUGAAUCGAACUCAGAUGCACAACGCUGGCUUUGGACCUCUAACAGACCUGGUCUUUGCCUUCGCUGGUCAACUUCUGCCUCUGGAGAUGGACGACACAGAAACCGGCCUCCUCAGUGCCAUCUGCCUCAUCUGUGGAGACCGCAGUGAUCUAGAGGAGCCCGAGAAAGUGGAUAAGCUGCAAGAGCCUCUACUUGAGGCUCUUAAGAUCUAUGCUCGUCGCAGACGCCCCAACAAACCCCACAUGUUCCCUCGCAUGCUCAUGAAGAUCACUGACCUGAGGGGGAUCAGCACAAAGGGUGCAGAGAGAGCCAUCACUCUGAAGAUGGAGAUCCCAGGUCCAAUGCCUCCUCUGAUCAGGGAGAUGCUCGAGAACCCAGAGGCCUUCGAAGACCAAACKGAGUCUAACAAAAGCACGCCGCCCCCACCUCCGCCGCUGCCGCCGCCGGCAGCAGUCGUGGUGAAGCAGGAGGCCGAGGACGAGGACGACAGCUGGGUCACAGAAAACGAGCCGUCGCCGGAAGAGGAGGACGAAGACGACGACGACGACCUGGGAGACGAGGAGCGGGACCGGGGCUCGGACAGUGACGGGGAGCCCUGGGGGGUUUCGGAUAACUCAGAUGGGUCGAGGAAAGGCCUCGCCGGAAGGGCGCAGUGAAGAGAAUAUUUCACACACAGGCAUAUCCAUACAAGUUGUAGACACACACACACAUACACACACACACACAUACAGCACAACCUCACUCACUCUUCCACGUCCAAAAAUGCUGGCCUCCUCCCCUCCCCCCUCUCCCCUCCCCCCUCCAAACUCUGCUCUCCUUGCUGCACAUCACUGUGUCUUCCUCGACGGAGCACAACAGGAGCCUUAAGUGUACAGACACCGUCUAACUCAGGCCACAUGGUCCAUGACUUGUAAACUGCAGAAAGAAGAAAAAAAAAACAUAUGAACUCCUGGCAAAGCCAUGAGGGAAGUAAACAUGACAGCAAAAUAACAGAACCUCUUUGAAAAAGCUGAAAAUUUCUUUUGUUUUCUUUAUAUUGUUGUUAAUAUCUGAAUAGUGAUACAGCCAAACCAGACUCCAGAACUGAGCAGUCGAUUGCAACAAGCACAUUACAACAAAAGUACAGGGCAAAACCAAAUUGUGUAUGCUAACCUUUUGUUUUUAGUUGUUACUGCUUUUUAAUUAUUCGUUCUUUUAGUUUUAAUUUUUCCCUCGAGUUACAGAAUAAGUCCAUACAUAUCUAUAUAAUGUCAUAUUUUUUGUCCUUUUUUAUGUGUUUAUUCUGGUUUUGUAUUUGAAUUCUUUUGGCAAGUUUUUUUUUUCCUUUUAAGGAGAUUUCCUGAGAAGACAUUCUGAGAGAAAGAAGGGUCUUCCUCACCAGCUACAGAUUCUUUAGCUUCUCGGAGCACUUUUCGCUCACGUGUAGCUCUUUUUUGAUAAUCAACCCRGAGUUUCUACAAACGUUCAUGUUGCAUUGAUGAAAUUGAUUUCUGUUAUCAGGGAGUUGGCUUUUUUUUCCUAUUUUGCCGCCAUUGUAGCCAACGAGUGGCGUCAAUGCGGGAUGUAUCUUUGUGCCAAAGUUAGUGGGGGGAAUGGGGGGGGGGGGGGCUGUCUGCGGAGCAUGAAUCUGACUUCUGGCAGGGACUCCAGCUACAAUCAGACAAUACUAACUCUACACAUAAGCUUACAAGGAAUACACGCACACACUCCUUACACUUCCUUCUCAGAGGUAGCAGAUGAGUGAGGACAGAGGUUUUGACUUAUUUGUAGCACUUUUGUGAUCCUGCGUUGAACUUCGGCACGCUUCAUAUUUUAUGAGUAAAGCCACCGUCGCUGAGCAUGUCAGAGCUGAUGAGAACAUCAGCAUAAAUGCAAUCAACCUUAUAGCACUCCCCAAUUACAUUGGAUGAAUGCUCAUGUCAGCUUAGAUACAAACAUCCACACAUAGGCUCAUUGACACAAGGAUUAAAGGCAUAUGCAAGCUGUAACAGGAUUUUGUUUUUCUUUAUUUUAAUGAGAGACAUUUUGGAUCAGACUCAGGGCUUUUCAGUGAGGACCAAACACUAGCUGCUUUUUUUUCCCUAAGGCAUGCUAGAAUCAGGCAAUAUUUAUGUGUUUUCUUAACUAUGUGUGGAUUCUCAAAUCUCUCUGUGCGUACCAAGAAGGCAAACAAGUCUGAAACACAGCUUGGAUGUCAGCCUGACUCUCUUCAGGGGGACGGAGCGUCGUCAUCUUUAUCAUUACCUGCCUCCUGACUGCGAUUGUGCUGGAAUCCAUGCAAAAAAAAAACAAAAACUGCCUUCUCAUCCCAGAAGCCAUUAUCUCAUCUUUGUCUUGUGUAUAUUUUUGUUUCUUUUUGAGGAGAAAAAAAACCAGAAGAAUGUGUGUUCUCACUUCUUAAUUGCCAAAAUGUCAAAAUGGGUGAUCAGCUGGGGAAACGAGGCUGAGCUGUUGUACCGAGGUGUUUCUUUUUCUGUCUCUGAAGCAAUAUUCUCUUUGUAGCAGUGAGACUUGUCUUCUGAAUGUGGGCAGGUUUUGUUCAUGUUUGGUGUGUGUGUGUGUGAGUGUGACUGUGUGUGUGUAGAUGUGUGUGUGUGUGUGUGCAUGAAUGCUUUAACAUGUUUUCAGUCAUCCAGGUGGACGUCUUCGGCAUGGUGCUGUCACACAAACUCAAGUGUGACCAUCUCAUCUUAUCGUGAUGGUAAUGCUGGCAAAACUUUGAGAUUAUGUUGUUUUAAGUAUUUUUUUGUUUCGUUUUUUUUUUUUUUUUGCCAACAUGGCCUUUGUGUUGCCGAUCCUCUGUUUAUGUCAACUGUUGUCAUACAAAGAAAAGCCAUAUAAACAGUAAGAGGCACAAUAAACUACUUUUGUGAGA
Messenger RNA from Austrofundulus limnaeus, 4185 nucleotides. RefSeq names its product retinoic acid receptor gamma a (gene rarga). Bases 443 to 1966 code for a protein of 507 amino acids. The transcript is spliced from 8 exons. Gene Ontology annotation, biological process: retinoic acid receptor signaling pathway; cellular response to corticotropin-releasing hormone stimulus; regulation of transcription by RNA polymerase II. Gene Ontology annotation, molecular function: zinc ion binding; RNA polymerase II cis-regulatory region sequence-specific DNA binding; nuclear glucocorticoid receptor binding. Lineage: Eukaryota; Metazoa; Chordata; Actinopteri; Cyprinodontiformes; Rivulidae. The record is from RefSeq and is a predicted model, not a curated record. Gene Ontology annotation, cellular component: nucleus; transcription regulator complex.